CUAUCAACGCGCUCUAUUACUGUAGAUCAGCAGCUACACACACCGCCUACACUGAAAAGUACAUGCGACUUGUCCAUCAUUAUGUUGAUGAGCGCCAAUAUCACAAGGGACAUGCGCAACCCCGAGCUGAUAAAACAACACUCGUCUCCGGUUUUCUGUUGAACUCCAGGAUCAAUUAAGACAAUGACGCUGUCACUUACAGGCUGUAUAUUGGGUCAGCAGACAUUUAACCUUCGACCUGUGUGAUUGGCCAGAAAUCAGAGGAAAAUAUCAUACAAGGGAGACAACUCUUACAAGCUUAUUGCCAUGGGAGCUGGUUCGCAGAUCGUUUCAAGGGCAAGAAUGGCGACUAGUCUGAUGGACAUCCGGCUCAUUCCAUUCUAUCUAAGCGUCGGGGCGUAUUUCGCCCUAUACCGACCCUACCUGCAGUACCCACCGGAGACGAUGGACGCGGCCAUAGUCAAGGCCAUCCCCAUAUGGUCGUUAGCAUUUUUCAUCCACACAACCAAAGAUUCUCAUCAGACGAUAUAUGCCAGGCACUUCUUUGUGGGCCUGUUCUUCUCCAGCCUCGGGGACAUGUGCCUAAUAUGGCGCGAAACGCUGUUCAUUCCCGGCAUGCUUUUCUUCGCCGUCGCGCAUGUGUGUUACAUGCUUGGACUAGCUACUGACUUUAACUUCAAGAGAACCAGAUGCGGUGUGUUCUUCACGUUGCUAAGUAUGUGUCUGUACCUCUUCAUCUCAAGUGGUAUCAGCUCCAUUGUCAUGAAAGUUUUAGUGCUGGUGUAUCAAGGUCUAAUUUUUGGGGUUGGGUGGUUGGCUGUGGAACACUUCAUGUAUGAUCGGACAAACUCGGCUUGUUACGGAGCCUGCGGUGCUGCGCUCUUUAUGUUUUCCGACUGUUUGAUAGGGCUGGACAAAUGGAAGUUUCGUGUUCCUUUGGCUGAAGUGGUAAUAAUGGCCACCUAUUAUGCUGGUCAAAUGUGCCUUGCGUUGUCCACUGUAAGAAAUUGAGGUUGCGAGUUCCGACUAGCUGCGAUAUCGUAACUGUACUGUCCGGUUUUUACUAUUCGACAUCUACUGGUCGCAAAUUAAUACAUACGAGGGUUGAUUGAGAAGCUCUGAACCUCACAUGGAAGGACUUGCGUUAUAGCGAAACCUUUAGUUAUGUACAUUAUAUGAUGCCAUAGAGACUUGUGUCAAUGGUGCAAAUUGUUACACUGUGACAACUAAGCAGGGAUCUGCGAUAUUAGGAAAAUGGACAGACUUGAGGAACGUGCAGUGAUUCAAUACUUGCACGUUUAGGGGUAAACACUUAAAGUCAUCCAUUAAGAUAUGAGUACAACACUAGGAAUGGAUGUCCCUCCCUAUGCCACCGUAAAGAGGUGGGCAGCAGCGUGGCAGAAAGAGCCUUGAAGACGACCCCUGUCGUCCUGUGACGUCAACAACACCAGAGAUGAUCCAGUGAAUCCACGAUAUUGGGAUGACCGAACGACGAAUGACUGAGGCUAAUAUUGCAAGAUAGCCAUUCCCAAUAGAGAGUACAUCCCAUCCAUAGAAACCUUAGCAAUGAAGAAAGUAACAGCUCGUUCUGUUCAAUGGCUGGCGCCAUCUCAUCCAAACGCACCACGCAUAACACGUCUCUUGGUAAUGUAGCUCUGUUUGAAGCUGAACCAGAAAGGUUCUUGCAGCAAUUUGUGACUAUUGAUGAUACCUGGGCUCACCACUUCCAGUCUGAGUCCAAACAGCAAUCAAAACAUUUGAAGCACUUGACAUCACCACCACCAAAGAAAGCGACGACUGUCCCAUCAGCUGGAAGGGUUAUGGCAUCUUUUUUUCUGAGAUGCUGAGCGUGUCAUCAUAAUGGUCU
Messenger RNA from Haliotis rufescens (red abalone), 1867 nucleotides. RefSeq names its product lysoplasmalogenase-like protein TMEM86A. The record is from RefSeq and is a predicted model, not a curated record. NCBI's taxonomy places the organism in Eukaryota, Metazoa, Mollusca, Gastropoda, Lepetellida, Haliotidae. Bases 307 to 1011 code for a protein of 234 amino acids. Gene Ontology annotation, cellular component: membrane. The transcript is spliced from 3 exons.